CGACCCUCUUCUACCUGUAAUACCUACCUAAUUCUUCGUGUUGAUUGCAAAACAUUUCAAAUUUGUUGGUUUGCUAGACUCAACUUGUUUCUACUUCGUCCUUCGUCUUGCAGCGUUCCUAAAAUUUGCAAAAUGGAAUCUCAGAAGGGCAAAUGGUGGAAAAAGGCUGUAGUCUAUCAGGUCUACCCCGCAAGUUUCAAAGACUCCAACGGUGACGGCACUGGUGACAUCCCUGGCAUCACUUCCAAACUCGACUAUCUCCACAGUCUUGGGAUUGACGUGCUUUGGAUAUGCCCCAUGUACGAAAGUCCGCAGAUUGACCUCGGUUACGACAUCUCAAACUUUGAGGAUAUCCACCGGCCUUACGGCACCCUGCAGGACAUGCAGGAUCUCAUAGACGGGUGUCAUGAGCGCAGCAUGCGCAUAAUCAUUGAUCUAGUGAUUAAUCAUACUUCAGAACUUCACCAGUGGUUUCAGGAGUCGAAGGCAUCCAAGGACAACGACAAGCGGGAUUGGUACAUUUGGAGGCAAGCCAAGUAUGAUGACCAGGGCAUCAGAAAGCCACCAAAUAACUGGCGGUCUAUUUUUGGUGGCAGUGCGUGGACGUGGGACGAGGCGACCGAAGAGUACUAUUUACACCUAUUUACCCCCAAACAACCCGAUCUGAACUGGGAAAACGAAGCCGCCCGCCGCGCCAUAUACGCCUCAUCCAUGGAGUUUUGGCUCAAGCGUGGCGUAGACGGCUUUCGCAUCGACGCGGUAAACAUGUACAGUAAACCGCCCAGCCACCCAGACGCCCCCAUCACCAACCCUUCAAUGGAGUUCCAGUGGGCCGAGACUCUGUACUGCAACGGUCCACGGAUGCACGAGUUCCUCUCCGAGAUGAACGAGGUCAUGUCCUCCUACGGGGAAAUCAUGACCGUUGGCGAGUUGCCGCACACGCCGGAUCGUUCUGAGGUCUUGAGUUACGUUUCUGCGGCUAAGAAGCAGAUGAACAUGGUGUUCCAGUUUGAUGUUGUAUGUAUUGGGUAUGGGAAGGACCCAAAGUUCGACGUUGUGCCUCAUGACUGGCGACUGUCGGAGUUAAAAAAGGCGGUAGAAAACACGCAAGGCUUGAUUAUGGGUACGGAUGCGUGGACCACGAGUUUUCUGGAGAAUCACGAUCAGGGGAGGUCGAUUAGUCGGUUUGCAUCCGAUAAACCGGAGAACAGGGUGCAGGCGGGGAAGAUGCUGGCCCUGAUGAAUGCGACGCUGAGCGGCACUUUGUUCGUAUACCAAGGGCAAGAGAUUGGAAUGGUGAAUAUGCCGCAAUCUUGGGGGAUCGAGGAGUAUAAGGAUAUUGAGUCAAAGAACUUCUACGAGGAGGUUGUGAAGACCUCGAAAGGUGACUCGAAGGCGUUGGAGAAGGCGAAGAGGGGUCUGCAAUAUCUUGCCAGGGACCAUGCAAGGGUACCCAUGUGCUGGGAUUCAUCGCCGCAAGGAGGAUUUUCGACAAGUACGGACACUUGGAUGCGUGUCCAUGACCUCUACGACCAGAUCAAUGUGGCGGAUCAGGAGAAGGACCAAUCAAGUGUGUUGAGUUUCUGGAAGACGGCGUUGAAAUUAAGGAAGGAGUGGGCAUCAUUGCUGAUCUACGGCGAUUUUGAGCUGUUUGAUUUGGAGGAUGAACACUGUUUCGUGUAUGCAAAGCGGAGUGACUGCAAUGUUGCCCUGGUGGUGCUGAAUUUCACAAAGAAAGAGAGGGAUUGGAAGGCGCCAAAGGAGUUCAACGGCAAGUCAUUCACUUUGUUGACGUCGACAUAUAGUGGCGACGGGAAGCCUGGAGAAUUGCGACCUUAUGAAGGAAGACUAUAUGUCCAGGUUUAGGUAGACCGAAUGGUAGAGUAACUUAAAUUGUGGUCAAGGUUGUACUCACAUCAGAGAAAGUAGACUAUCAAGCCAAUGACCGCCUAUCGAG
Messenger RNA from Pseudomassariella vexata, 1957 nucleotides. RefSeq names its product maltase. Gene Ontology annotation, biological process: oligosaccharide catabolic process. The transcript is spliced from 3 exons. Bases 133 to 1866 code for a protein of 577 amino acids. NCBI's taxonomy places the organism in Eukaryota, Fungi, Ascomycota, Sordariomycetes, Amphisphaeriales, Pseudomassariaceae. The record is from RefSeq and is a predicted model, not a curated record. Gene Ontology annotation, molecular function: alpha-amylase activity.